GCAGCUGCUCAACUUGUCUCCACAUGAACACAAGGUGUUCUUCAUAUCACCUGAAAGAAACCCUUUGGUUUAGCUUCCUCUGUAGAAAGCAACUUGAAAGAGAGGCAAGAAGAGGGAAAGUUAGAGAUGGGUUUGUCGAUCGGAUUCCUCUUCAGUCUCAGAUGGGUACUCCUGUCUCCAACCGUGUUUCUAUAUUUUAGUCUCCUCUGUUUUUCCUCUUUCACGACCGCCGAGACUGUGUAUGAGGUUCUGGAAUCCUACGAUUUCCCGGUGGGUCUCCUCCCCAAGGGGGUUAUAGGUUACGAUUUGGACACUAGUACCGGCAAAUUCUCUGUCUACUUGAAUGAAACUUGUACCUUCAAACUUGAAAAUUCUUACGAGCUGAAAUACAAAUCCACCAUUAAAGGCUACAUCUCCACAGACAAGCUCUCCAGUCUGUCGGGUAUCAGUGUGAAGGUGUACUGGUUCUGGCUCAACAUCAUCGAGGUUACUCGAAGCGACAACGAAUUAGACUUAUCUGUGGGUAUCGCUUCUGCUGAUUUCCCUGUUAAAAACUUCGACGAGUCUCCAGAGUGUGGAUGUGGCUUUGAUUGCGAUACUGCACAACCUCGGAGAAUCAGAACGGGCCUCUUUGUCUCUUCUUCUUAAGACGUUUACUUGAAAUUGAGGUACUGAUGCUGAAAUUUAUCUUGUUUCUUUCGUUUGGACCUUAAUCGAACGACACUUGCUUAUCCUCUUCAA
Messenger RNA from Telopea speciosissima, 741 nucleotides. RefSeq lists its product as uncharacterized. NCBI's taxonomy places the organism in Eukaryota, Viridiplantae, Streptophyta, Magnoliopsida, Proteales, Proteaceae. The record is from RefSeq and is a predicted model, not a curated record. Bases 127 to 648 code for a protein of 173 amino acids. The transcript has a single exon.